Phytophthora sojae is the source of this 912-nucleotide messenger RNA. RefSeq lists its product as hypothetical. Gene Ontology annotation, molecular function: acetolactate synthase activity; acetolactate synthase regulator activity. The transcript is spliced from 4 exons. Lineage: Eukaryota; Oomycota; Peronosporomycetes; Peronosporales; Peronosporaceae. Bases 6 to 731 code for a protein of 241 amino acids. The record is from RefSeq and is a predicted model, not a curated record. Gene Ontology annotation, cellular component: cytosol. Gene Ontology annotation, biological process: L-valine biosynthetic process.
ACGAGAUGCUGCGGAGAUCUUUGCUCCCGUUGGCGCGCCGCGCCUUCCCGCGCUCUGCGGCCGCCGUCGCGCCGUCCUGCGCCGCCCCCAAGUUCUUCUCGCGCGCGCUGAGCGUGGCGGAGCAGAGCCAGCGCCACGUGAUCGCCGCGCUGGUGGUCAACCAGCCUGGCUGCCUGGCCGAGAUCGCCAACCUCUUCGCCGCCCGAGGAUACAACAUUGACAGUCUCGUCGUGGGCCGUACGGAGGUGGAGGAGCUCUCCCGCAUGACGGUGGUCGUGAACGGCACUGCUCAGAGCGUUGUCAACAUGAAGAAGCAGCUGGAGGACGUCGUGUACGUGGCUGUGGUCAACAUCUUGAGCAGUGGCAAGAACGCCGAGAAGAAUUACGUCGAGCGCGACCUGAUGCUGGCCAAGGUGUCUACUGCCGAGGCUGGAUCUCGUGCCGAGGUGGUGGAGCUCGCCAACCUGUUUGACGCCAAGGUGAUUGACGUGCGACCGCACCAGGUCAUGGUGCAGCUGGCCGGUACCCCUGGCCGCAUUGAGGCCUUCCUGGACCUGCUGAAGCCGCUGGGCAUCACGGAGAUCCACCGCAGCGGUGUCAUUGCUAUGGCACGCAGCACCAGUGUGACCGACAAGCUGGGCGACCUCUCGACGUUUGAGGGCGCUACCCGUACGCUUCUGGACGAAGCUGACGACGUAGAGGUUGACGUUUCGCGUCUUCCCCCUGGAUAAGCGACCGCAGAGGUGUUGGUAGCGUCUGCGGUCUCGCGACCGCUUUUUCUUGUCAGUAGUUUGCAUUUGGGACCGCGCGACGGCGUAGUACGUCGUCCAUUCGGGGAGCGAGCGUAUUAUCGUACGUUGAUCGUCUCAGGGGAGUUGAAACGAGUACUCGUAAUAAAGUCAAAUUGCAACC